Molecule: messenger RNA, 1227 nt
Organism: Yamadazyma jaroonii
Lineage: Eukaryota; Fungi; Ascomycota; Pichiomycetes; Serinales; Debaryomycetaceae
Source: the annotation of a GenBank genome assembly
AUGUCAGUUCCAAGAAGAAAACCUUGGGAAGUUUCAUCAGGUACAUCUUCAGCUAGCGUUGAUAAUAUGAGCAUCCCAACAAGUACAGGAACCGCUUCCAGCACUGCUGCUCCAGUAACUGCAAAUACUGCAACAACGGCAACAGGAGACUUUUCAAGUCUGAUCCCUGAUAGACCAACAUCAUUAACAUCAGACUUAUCCAACAUGUCUAAUACAUCUCCAUAUGGUAACAGUAGCUACGGUAGUUACGGUUCAAGGUAUGGCUCGGGAUUAGGGGGAUCUAAUAUGUAUGGAUCAAGUAUGUAUGGUAACAGUUAUGGAGGUUAUGGAUCUAGUAUGUAUGGUAUGGGAGGUUAUGGAUCCAGUAUGUAUGGUAUGGGCGGUUAUGGUUCAAGCAUGUAUGGUAUGGGAGGUUAUGGUUCAGGUAUGAUGGGCCAGCAAGGAAUGAUGGGCCCUGGAGGAUUAGGUGAAGGAACUCAAGCUACAUUCCAAUUAAUUGAAUCAAUUAUUGGAGCCGUUGGAGGAUUUGCUCAAAUGUUGGAAGCUACUUAUAUGGCCACACAUUCAUCAUUCUUUACUAUGGUAUCAUUAGCUGAACAAUUUGGUAACUUAAAGAACGCUUUAGGAUCAAUCUUGGGGAUCUAUGCUUUGAUAAAUUUUACAAAGAAGAUCUUCUAUAAGUUAACAGGACAAAAGUAUAACCAUGGAAUUAAUUUAAAAGAAUUCAGUAAGUUUGAAAACAAACAAAAGAAGUUAGAAGAUAAUUUAAAGAGAAAUGGUGGUAAACCAAGAAUAUCUUUUAAACCUUUACUUAUUUUUUUAGCUGCAUCCAUUGGAUUACCAUAUUUAUUAAGUAAAGCCAUACAAAAAAUCAACGAACAACAACAAAGAAGAUCAUUAACUCAACAAUCGCAACAAUCAUCAUCCAUUAAUCCAUCAAAUUUACAAUUUGCCAAAGCUAUUUAUGAUUUUAAUUCUGAAAAUCCUAAUAUUGAAAUUGAUUUGAAAAAAGGUGAUUUAGUAGCAAUUUUAUCAAAAUUAGAUCCUUUAGGCAAUGAAAGUAAAUGGUGGAAAGUGAGAUCAAGAACUGGUAAAAUUGGCUACGUACCUUCAAAUUUCUUAUCAUUGAUUGAGAGGAAACAAACAUUGGAAAUACCACUAACACCUUCAAUUCCUCCUCAGCAACAACCUCAAGAAUUAGUUGAAGAAUUUAAGAAAUUCAAUUAA